This is a messenger RNA of Chara braunii, 1356 nucleotides long. Lineage: Eukaryota; Viridiplantae; Streptophyta; Charophyceae; Charales; Characeae. The record is from the annotation of a GenBank genome assembly.
GGUACGACGCAGCUAUGGAGAAAGAAGCACUACGGCAACAAGAAGAAGAAUGAUUGAAAAAGGAGAAGGAAGAAGAAGAACGGCGACAAAAGGAUCGGAAAGAAAGAGAACUCUUUCAAAAGGAGAUGAGCGAUGCAAUGAACGCGAGGUUAGACGCGGUUUGUGAGUCAUUCCGUAAUCAGAGGAAGAGUUCGGCAGCUGAUGACCAGAAGAUUGAGAAGCUCGAGAAGGAGAUCGAGAGUUUACGACUUUCCCACGACAGGGUAGUAAGGAACGAUGGGGCUUCUACUAGCCAGCCCAUCGUUCGUGACGAUGCGGUCCUGGCUCGACUAUUGCAAGGACACGAGGAGAUGAAGUUGAGGCCAGCGGCUGUCGCGAAUAAGCGGGUUGAACCUUUGGAGGAGGCAUUACGGAUUAUGAAGCAGCAGCACGAAAGUGCCUUGACGGACGCGGAGAAUUGGAAGAAGGAAGCACGGAGAUCGGGCAACAAGAGGAGCCGACUUGCUGCUUCACCUUCAUCGCAGCUGAAGAUGGCACCGUCAUCUACACCCCGCAACGCACAGGUAGAACGGCCGGCAGUUUAUCCUGCGCAGUUGGUACAUCUGCACACUCUUGAGAAGCUGAAGGAUCUUAAAGAAUUGAGGCUUCAGGAGUUGAACAGAAGGCGGGAGGCGAAGCAGGAAAUUGCGAAGCUGAAGGAAGAUUUGCCAAAGAAGGAAGUAGAGAGGAAUGCUCCUCGAUCCGCUUUCCAACAGAAGUUAGACGAAGUGGGCGGUUCGACAGCAAGGACGAGAUGAGGGAAGAAGAAGACGAUCGCAAGAGAUGGUGCCACUGAGGAGGACGAGCGUGAUGUCUUCAUUCGGGAAGCAAGGAAGGAACUACGUACCAAGAGGAAGGACGACCUUUUGGAGAUUUGCUCAAAAGAGGGAGUGAAGGAUACGACUAUACCGGAGAUGAUUACGCCGUCAUUACGGAGAUCAUUGCCAAACGGGUCGAGAAGACAUUUGGUAAGAAGGUUACCGUGCAGGAGAUCUCAGACGACGGGAACGACGAUGCUGGUAAGGAGGAACGGAGGGACGCCGCUGAUUCUUAGUGUCCCUCCCGAGGGCGACUCAACUUUGGUCCGUUGCAGAUGCUUGUUUAGAUUUUCGCUCUUCUUCCUCUCGUAAUCUCAUUUUCAUCCAUAACCAGCAGGAAAACAGCUACUAGUUUCAAAGUAAGAUCUGGCGCCCCAAAGAGGGGUGAAGAGGUAGCACCACCAGAGAUCCUUCUUCAUUAUGAAUGCUGGUCCUUAGUUUCCAACAGAUAUAUGAUACAAUGGCAUGGUCAGUCACAAAAUCAAUAUUCAGGGACGCU